CCACAACAUCCGGUCUUACUCGCCAGCUUGUUAGCUAAUUGCUAGAAAGUCUUAAAUUUGUUUUUUUCACCCCCGGAAAGGAAAGAAAGUGAGUGUGAAGCAUCUAAGUAAUGACAUUCAUUAAGUUAAAGGAAGAAAUGAGAAGAGUGUUCAGCUAGCUAACUUUGUGAAGCAGUUGGAGCUUAUCACUGAAGUAGAAUGAGUCACAAAGGACGUCAAAGUAAUAUCCGAGCCGCGGACAUUUAUCCAUGAAAAUAUGGAGAAGCUGUUCGGAGAAGAUGCCAUAGCACACAUCCUGCGCCUCAUUGUGCCGCCUAAUCCCCGUGCCAUUGUGCUGGCUGGAAUGUGAAAAGCGAUGCAUCAGCGGGCGGCGACAGAAGGAGGAUCCGAGGCGGCGCCUGCUCACUCGGCCACGGCGGUCACUCUCAGCCCACCUCUGCUCCGCUUCUCCCCCGUUGCACCUCCUCCCUGCCGGGGGACGCGAGAGGACUCUCCUGGUGCCCGGCAGAGCCACGGCUGUGUUUAACUUUGCCGUCCUGGUCGGCAACGCUACAAAGCCCAGGCGUCCGCCCACCUCCUUUCCUGGUCUUGCCUGAGCUCGGGCAGCAUGGCCGCCCCCUCCGGCGCGGAAGUGAAGGAACUCAACCCGGUGGACUUCAUCCAGCUCCAGCAGUACAUUGAAUAUUGCAGCCUGAAGGUGAAAGACGUGCUGCGGGAGUUUGAUGCAGAUGGCCGCCUUGCCCGCCACAGGCACGGAGAGUGCAUCAACGAAGAAGGCUUUCGACUUUUCCUCAAGACUUACUUGGAAGUGGACGACUUCCCGGCAGAUCUGUGCCAGCGGCUCUUUCGCUCUUUCCAGAACUCGGAACCCGCCCAGCUAGACUGUGCCAAGGAGGUGUUUCUGAAGGAUGUUUCCUGUUACUUCUCCCUGCUGGAGGACGGUCAGCCGCGGGACAAGUUGGAGUUCGCUUUCAAACUCUACGACAGAGACGGCAACGGCGUCCUGGACAGCUCGGAAGUGGACAGAAUCAUCGCCCAGAUGAUGCACGCCGCCGAGUACUUGGGAUGGGACGUGUCCGAGCUCAGGCCGGUGCUGAAGGACAUGAUGAAGGCGAUCGAUGCCGACAGCAGCGAUACGGUCUCCCUGGAGGAGUGGGUGGAGGGAGGCAUGAACAACGUGCCCCUGCUGGUCCUGCUGGGCUUGAAGAUGACCCAGACGGACGGUCAGCACUUGUGGAGGAUGAAGCAUUUCAACAAGCCCGCCUACUGCAACGUGUGCCAGAGCAUGCUGCUGGGCCUCAGGAAGCAAGGCCUGUGCUGCACCUGCUGCAAGUACACCGUUCACGGCCGCUGCGCCAACAGGAACCCGGCCCCUUGCACCAGAACCUACGUCAAGUCCAAGAAAGAAACAGGGGUUCCCGUGCACGACUGGGUGAGCGGCAACUGCGACUCCAGGAAGUGCGACAAGUGCCAGAAGAAAAUCAAGAGCUUCCAAGGCCUGACGGGCAAACACUGCGUGUGGUGCCACUCCAUGCGUCAUGACGCGUGUGCGGCCGAGGAGCCCAGCGAGUGCACGUGCGGCCCGCUCCGAGACCACAUCCUGCCCCCCUGGGCCGUCUAUCCUGUCAUUAAGGACAGAUCCAACAACGGCUGCUCCGCUCAGACGGACGACGCUGAGCUCAACACAACUCCUGACGGACAGGUCCUACAGAUCAGCCCCGUGCCCAACACACACCCUCUUCUUGUGUUUGUCAACCCCAAAAGUGGAGGCAAGCAGGGGGAAAGGGUCCUGCGUAAGUUCCAGUACUUGCUGAACCCUCGACAGGUGUACAACCUCUCCAAUGGUGGACCAGCGGCGGGCCUGAGCUUCUUCAGGAACAUUCAGGACUUCAGGAUCCUGGUGUGCGGCGGCGACGGCACAGUGGGAUGGAUUCUGGACGCCAUCGACAAAGCCAACCUGCUGGUGAGGCCGCACGUGGCCGUGCUUCCUCUGGGCACAGGAAACGACCUGGCUCGCUGUCUGCGCUGGGGAGGAGGUUACGACGGUGAAGACCUGAGUCGCAUCCUGAAGGACAUCGAGGGCAGCUCCCAGGUUCUGAUGGACCGCUGGAGCGUGCAGGUCAUUACGGAGGAGGACCAAGAGAAGGGCGACCCCGUGCCGUAUGAAAUCAUCAACAACUACUUCUCCAUCGGAGUGGACGCCUCCAUCGCUCACCGCUUCCACACCAUGAGGGAGAAGCAUCCACAGAAGUUCAACAGCAGGAUGAAGAACAAGCUGUGGUAUUUUGAGUUUGCCACCUCGGAGACCAUCUCGGCCUCCUGCAAGAAGCUCAGCGAGAGUCUGAGCAUGGAGUGCUGCGGGACUCCUCUGGACCUGGGCGCCCUGUCCCUGGAGGGCGUGGCCGUCCUUAACAUUCCCAGCAUGCACGGCGGCUCCAAUCUGUGGGGCGAGACCAAAAAGGGCGAGGGGAAGGGGCCGAGCGGUCAGGACGAGCCCGACGUCAUCAUGGACCCGGAAGUCCUCAAAGUGACCGGUCAAGACUUGAGCGACCGCCGCCUGGAGGUGGUGGGCCUGGAGGGCGCCAUGGAGAUGGGUCAGAUCUACACGGGCCUAAAGAGCGCCGUGAGGCUCGCCAAGACGUCGCAGCUCACCAUCAGGACCAAGAAAGCGUUGCCCAUGCAGAUCGACGGUGAACCUUGGAUGCAGUCGCCCUGCACGAUCCACAUCACACACAAGAACCAAGCAAGCAUGUUGAUGGCUCCUCAGGCCAAGUCGUCAGGAUUCUUCAACUACAAAUAGAAGCAGACUGUUUAGCAAACAGCAUCAUCAAGUUAGUAUUAGUCCUAAAAAUAGAUUUAUAACAACUCAAAUCCAGGGCUUGAUAUAUGAUUUUUUUUGUUAAAAAUCAGAAAUGAACAUUAGAAAAAUAAGAUGCCAUAAAAGUGAAUGAAUCGCCAUUCACAACCAUGUGACUUCUCACAGCCAAUCAGAUCAUCCAUACGGAUCAUUUUUUUUAAUUGAUUUGAUAAUUGUUUAAAAAUACAAAAAAAUGUGGGCUUGAUGUAAGAAUUUUCCAUAUUUACCCACUUUUUCGUUAUUAAAAACUUAUCAGAAUACAAUUUAUGCUGCGGUUGCCAGACCCCACAUACUUGAUUAUUGUAUAUAUACUGACUUUAAUGUUAUUUUCUAAAUAUACAACGCCAUGUAGGAUCUAAAUGUGCUUUAGAGAAGGUGCCUUUUCCUUUGCGUUUGUCUGGCUCGGGUCGACACACUGGGAGCUGUGCAAAAACUUGUAGUUGUGUUGUUGUUGUUGUUGUUGUUGUUGUGGCUCCACAGAUAUCCUAUAAUUACUUUAUUAUUAAUACAAAAUAAUAAUGCAUUUGGAAAGGACCAGGAGCUGGGGACUGAAUGUUGAUGAACGAGUGUUUGGUGGAACAGUAUUUGCCUAAUUAUUGUGUGUGUGCGUGUGUGUGUGUGUGUCUGUUCGUGUGCGUGUGUGUGUGUGUGUGUGAGGUGUGUGUGUGUGUGUGUUUAUGUUCAUCAUGUGUGUUUACACGAAGGACAACUUUCAGGCUCCAGAAGGGUGUUUGUGCAGCGAAUAAUGUUGUCCUUUUUAAAGAUGUUUACUAUUUAAAAGCUCUUAUCAAGUCAAAUCAUUCUAGAAUAUUCACUUACAUGCUCAUGUGACUGCCCCAAGUAACAGAAUGUAUAAUUCUAUUUAAUAAAAACCACCAGACGUCA
Molecule: messenger RNA, 3742 nt
Organism: Nerophis ophidion (straightnose pipefish)
Lineage: Eukaryota; Metazoa; Chordata; Actinopteri; Syngnathiformes; Syngnathidae
Gene: dgkaa
Product: diacylglycerol kinase, alpha a
Exons: 26
Coding region: 608-2800 (730 amino acids)
Biological process (GO): intracellular signal transduction; diacylglycerol metabolic process; lipid phosphorylation
Cellular component (GO): plasma membrane
Molecular function (GO): ATP-dependent diacylglycerol kinase activity; calcium ion binding
Source: RefSeq, a predicted model, not a curated record